CGCUAACAAACAAACCUAAGUCCCACAGAUGACGAGAAGCUGUCAUUCCAAACUUAGAAAUUGAGUGUAAGAAACAUGUAUUUGCAUCCGCCUUAAUCCUGCCUAUUUAACCCGCCAUCAUGAACAUUAAGCACCUCAAGAACAUCCUCCCGCCCCAGGACGGGGCAGCCAAGAUCACAGCGCUGGCCUGGUCCCCCAACAAUGUGAAGCUAGCAGUGGCCACAGCAGAGAGAGUGGUGCUGCUGUUUGACGAGCAGGGAGAGAGACGGGACAAGUUUUCCACCAAGCCUGCUGACCCCAAGUAUGGCAAGAAGAGCUAUUUGGUGAAAGCCAUCGCCUUCUCCCCCGACAGCACCAAGAUUGCUAUCGGACAGACAGACAACAUUAUAUAUGUGUACAAGAUUGGUGAAGACUGGGGGGAGAAGAAGGUGAUAUGCAACAAGUUCGUGCAGUCCUCCCAGGUGACGUGCCUCGCCUGGCCGUUUGAGGGACCCAUCGUCUUUGGCCUGGUGGAGGGAAAAGUGCGCGCCGCCAACGUCAAGACCAACAAGUCCCAGACGCUGUUUCAGACUGACUCCUAUGUGGUCUCUGUUACUCCAAACUUACGUGGAACAGCCUUCCUCUCAGGUCAUGCUGACGGGUCAAUAGUGCGCUUCUAUGUGGCAGAUGACCCCUACCCAGAGCCCCAGGGCAAGAUCAUCUCCCACCCUGUGCCGCCUUACACCGUGGCCUGGAGCAGCAGCAGCAUCAUCGUGGCGGGCAGUGACAAGCGAGUGGUCAUGUACAGCAAGAUGGGGAAGGUACACCAGCAGUUUGACUUCAGCCGUGAUGCCUCCGAGAGAGAGUUUUCCUCCAUCGUCACCAGUCCCAGCGGCCAGGCUCUCAUUGUGGGCAGCUAUAACAGGCUGCGUAUCUUUGACUUCAACACAUCACGAGGACUGUGGGAGGACAGAGGCACCCGGGAAUUUGACGGCAUUUACACCAUCACCUCACUGGCCUGGAAGCGCGAUGGCUCACGGCUGGUGUGUGGGACGCUGUGUGGGGCUGUUGAGAUAUUUGACUCUGUGCUCAGGCGGUCAGUGUGGAAGAACAAGUGGGAGAUGACCUACGUUGGCCCAUCACAGGUCCUGGUGAAACCCCUGGCUGGGUCGGGGCCCUUCGGAAGCCGCGGGGUCAUCCUGAGGUCACAGUAUGGGUUUGAAAUACAUGAUGUCAGGAUUAUGGGGAAGGACCGGUACUUGGUGGCGCGGACCAAUGAGACACUGCUGCUGGGGGACCUUCACCGCAACCUUCUGAGUGAGGUGCACUGGACAAUGGAGCCAGGCACAGAGAAAUUCUACUUUGACAAUGAAAAUGUGUGCAUGAUUUUCAGUGCUGGCGAGCUGUCCCUGGUAGAAUAUGGCAAUAAUGACCUGCUGGGCUCUGUACGGACAGAGUUUAUGAACCCUCACCUGAUCAGCGUUCGGCUUAACGAGAGGCGGCAGAGAGGUGUGGAUGACAACAAGAAGAUGGCCUACCUGCUGGACCUCAAGACCAUUUGUAUAGUUGACCUGACGUAUGGUCUGACGCUGGGCCAGGUGACUCACGACUCGCACAUAGACUGGCUGGAGCUGAACGAAACGGGGUCACAGCUGCUGUUCAGGGACAAACGACUCAGACUGUUGCUUGUUAAUGUGGCCUCACUCAACAAGUCAACGAUACUCAACUACUCUACGUUUGUCCAGUGGGUGCCAGGCAGUGACGUGGUGGUGGCACAGAGCCGUGAGCAGCUGUGUGUGUGGUACAACAUCGACACCCCAGAGAGGGUCACCACCUUCCACAUCAAGGGGGAGGUGACAGAUGUGGAGCGUGUGGAUGGACGGACAGAGGUGAUAGUGCAGGAUGGGGUGCAGGAGCUGUCCUACGCUCUGGAUGAAGGCCUGAUUGAGUUUGGCACAGCUGUUGAUGAUGGGGACUACCUCAGAGCCAUGAACUACUUGGAGACACUGCCACUUACUGCGGAGGCUGAGACAAUGUGGAGGACCCUGGGGCGCCUCACACUGGAGGGCCGACACCUGUACAUUGCCGAGAGGUGUUUUGCGGCCCUGGGGGAGGUGUCUAAGGUCCGGUACUUACAGGGCAUCAACCAGAUUCGCGAGUUGGUGCAGGAACAGACAGGAGAGGAGGGCAUGGAGCAUUAUGAGGUGCAGGCCAGACUUGCCAUCCUGGAGCAGCAGUUCAAGACAGCAGAGAGCAUUUACCUGGACAACAACCAGCUGGACGCCGCCAUGGAGAUGUACCAAGACCUGCACAAAUGGGACGAAGCGGUACAGUUGGCAGAGAUCAAGGGUCACCCAGAUGUGGAGUCGCUGCGGCGUGCACACACUCAGUGGCUGCUGGACACAAACCAGGAGGAACGCGCCGGCCAGCUCAAGGAGGCCGAGGGGGACUUCUCAGCGGCCAUCAACAUGUACCUCAAGGCUGGAAUGCCUGCUAAGGCCUCCAGGCUAGCCACCAGCGUCACAGAACUUCGCGAGGACCCUGAGAUGAUUUCCCGCAUUGCCACCGCCCUGCUGAAGGCCGACCUCUUUGAACAGGCUGGGGAGUUGCAUGAGAAGGUCGGCCAGCCACAGAAGGCCCUGGAAAGUUACCGGAAAGGUCAUGCUUACUCUAGGGCAGUGGAGUUGGCACGGCACAUGUUUCCUUCAGAGGUGGUGCAGCUGGAGGAGGAGUGGGGUAACGAGUUGCUGGCCAAUAAGCAGGCGGAUGCGGCCAUCAGUCACUUCAUCGAGGCCGGCCGCACUGUCAAGGCCCUGGAGGCAGCCAUCGCAGCCAGGCAGUGGAAGAAGGCCAUGCAUAUUAUUGAGGUGAUAGAUGAUGAGACUGCCCUGAAGCCUCACCUGAUGAAGCUUGGCCAGCACUUCGCCUCCCUCAAUGAACUGCAGAGGGCGGAGUACUUCUACCUCAAGGCUGGCAUGUACAACGAAGCCAUCACCAUGUAUAACCAAGCAGGGGAGUGGGAGAGGGCACACCAGCUGGCCAGUAAGUACAUGGGAGCAGACAAGGUGGCAGUGAUGUACGUGAACCAGGCACAGGUGUUGGAGGAGCAGGGCAAAUUCAGGGAGGCAGAGAAGCUGUAUAUAUCUGUCCAUGAGCCUGACCUCGCUAUUACCAUGUACAAGAAACAGAGGCAGUUUGAUCAGAUGAUGCGUCUAGUGAAGGAGUACCAUGCAGAUCUCGUCCAGUCCACCCACCUCCACUUGGCCUCACAGCUGGAGCAGGAGGGGAAUUACCACGACGCAGAGAAGCACUAUAUUGCUGCCGAGGACUGGAAGGCUGCCGUCAACAUGUAUCGCGGUGUUGACAUGUGGGAGGAGGCAUAUAGAGUGGCCAAGCAGCAGGGAGGGGCCAGCGCAGGCAAGCAGGUGGCCUUCCUGUGGGCACGGACCCUGAGAGGUGACGCAGCCGUGAAGCUUCUCAAUAAAUUCGGCCUCUUAGAGCAGUGUAUCGACUAUGCCUGUGAGAGUAUGCAGUUUGAGUUUGCCUUUGAGUUGUCUCGCAUCGCCAUGAAGCAGAAGCUGUCUGAGAUCCACUACAAGUAUGCCAUGGCGCUGGAGGACGACGGCAAGUACAGGGAGGCUGAGGCAGAGUUCAUACAGGCAAACAAACCCAAGGAGGCCGUGCUCAUGUACGUGCACGCACAGGACUGGGAGAGUGCACAGCGGGUGGCGGAGGCGCACGACCCAGACUCUGUGGGGGACGUGUUGGUGGGGCAGGCCAAGGUGUCCUUUAAUGAGAGGGACUACCACAGGGCCGAGGCACUGCUGCUCAGGGCACAGCGGCCCGAACUGGCUGUCAAGUUCUACAGGGACAGCAACCAGUGGACAGAGGCACUGCGGGUGUGCAAGGAGUACCUACCCCAUAAACUGAGCGCCCUUCAGGAUGAGUAUGACCGCACUGUCCUCAGCAAGGGCUCCCAGGACGCUCAGGGCCUCCUCCGCCAGGCCAGGCAGUGGGAGGAGUCUGGCGAGUAUGGCCGGGCGGUGGACUGCUAUCUGAAGGUGACGCCAGGCAUGAGCAACGACGCCAACUUGCUGGAGAAGGCAUGGAGCAAGGCAGGGGAGCUGGCUGUGAAGUUUUUGCCAGAGGAUAAGGCUGACAAUGUUGCAAGAAUGUUAGGCCCACGUCUUCUGGAGAUCAAGAGGUACACAGCUGCAGCCCAGAUGUUCCUGGCUGGUGACCUGGUGAAGGAGGCCAUAGAUGCGUUUAUAACAGGUCAUGAGUGGAGCAAGGCCAAGAAGGUUGCCAGUGAGUUUGACCCGAGGUACGAGUCUUACGUGGACUCUGCCUACAAGGACUUCCUGAAAACUGAGGGCAAGGCAGAGGCUUUGGCUGACGUGGACCUGACGGGCGCACUAGACAUGUAUGUGGAGAGUGGCCAGUGGUCCCGCGCCCUGGAGACAGCUGCCUCGCACGGCCCACAGCUGCUGCAUAAGUACCUGGCUCGCUAUGCCUCCUCCCUCAUCAAGGAUGGCCAUGCUGUGAAGGCACUGGCCCUCUACAAGCAGUACGGGGCGCCUCCCUUCACUCAGAACUUCAACAUCUACCGCCGCCUGGUGCUGGAUCUCCUGAGCCUCCACCACCUGUGUGCCCCUCAGGCUUACCACACCUGGGCCGACCUGCGUGACAUCCUCCUCUCCCUCGUCGACAACCUCCGCCAGCAUGAGGAUACUGAUGGGGUCCUUGCAGAGUUUGAAUUGCUGCUGUUACUGGCACACUACCUGGCUGCCCGCUCAGCCUACAUGGCCACACCACAGCUGGAGAACCUAUCUGCCAAGGUGUCUGUGUCCGUACUGCGCUACACACACAUCCUCCCUGCUGACAAGGCUUUCUAUGAGGCAGGGAUGGCUUGCAAGGAAGUUGGCUGGAAGAACAUGGCAUUUGUAUUCCUCAAUCGGUUCCUGGACCUGUGUGAGGCUAUAGAGGAGGGCUCCCUGGACUCCCUCGACCACACAGACUUCAUCGACACAGAUAUCCCUUAUGAGAUCCCCCUCCCUGACACACUGUCCAUCCCUGAGCCCUUGAGGGAGGAGGCCAAGGAGUGGGUGCUGGCUGUCUCCAUGGAUCAGCAGGUGGAGCAGGUUCUACCAAUGGAUGAACGGAUGGUAUACGAAGCAUCACUAAUGGGCAACGAUGGCGCCAGCUACCCCCCCUGCGUCAUCUCCGGCUAUCCUGUCAUCCGUAACCGUCUGGACCUGAAGCGCGGACAGGCAGCCAACAAGGAAGAUUGGAACAAGCUGGUGAUGGCGACGAAGAUGGCAAGCACUCCGGAGUGUCAGGAUGUGCUCAAGUUCAUCACUGCUUGGUGCGGUGGCCUCCCCACCAUGGGAUACAACUUCCAGUGAGGCGGCAGUGAUGGUGGUGGUGGUGGGAAGUAAUGAGGUGUUGUAGAGGUGAGGGAAGAUGUGUUGAAGUGUUUUAGAGGCAAGGAAAGAUGUGUUGAAGUAUUUUAGAGGUGGUGGGGAAAAAUAAUUAAAUGUUUCAGAGGUGAGGAAAGAAGAAUUGAAAUGUUUUUAAAGAUGAAGGAAAAUAUUGAAAUGUCUUAGGGAUGGUGGGGGAAAUAAUGAAACAUUUUCCUUCAGCUAGCAAUCCUUUCAUUCAGAGAGGAGCAGGACAUAUUCAAGUGACCCAAGCUUUCAGGAAAAUUUUUUGCCUGUCCACUGAUUACAAAGAUAUGAAGUGAGUGUGUGUUUAUGUGAGAGGCAGCGGUGAGUGACUGUGGUUCAUAAACAUACUGUGGGGGACAUACUGUGGGCUGAGAGAGAGAGAGAGCCCCAAAAGUAUGCUUAUAAGUCACAGUUGCCCACUUUCCUCCCUCCCUCCCCCAACUUCUUUACCUCCCACCAAUCUCCCCCUUAUAAGUCACAGUUGCCCACUUUCCUCCCUCCCUCCCCCAACUUCUUUACCUCCCACCAAUCUCCCCCUCCCCUACAACCCCCUCUUUCCCUGUGUGUGUGUGUGCGUGUGUAUACCUGUACUCCCUUACCACAAAAAAGACCACUAGCACCAAACAAGUAAACAAUAUUAACAGGUAAACUCCAAGAAUCAACAAGUACAUUACAAUAAGCCCUACCAUUAAACCUUGUGUGCACUUUUAUUAAUAAGAGUACAAAAAUACACCUAUAUAUUUGUAUCAAAAGGGUUAGAACUCCAAAAUAUAUACAAAUGUUAUAAUGAAGGAGCUUUUCCGAUACAAAGUGUAGUUUUAAUAUACAGACAGGUAAGCUUUUGCACACCUGUUUAACCUCUUCUUGCUUCUCUACUUUUCUUGUCAUUUCUCUUAUGUCUUUUCUUUCUUCUCUCCAUGUCUACUACUGUAUGUACUCUUCAUUCUUCCUCCUUCUCAUUCUUUCUUCUUGCAUCUUAAUAUAAUUCUUCUGUACAUGAUUAUCCUCCUUUUCUUAUAUGCUUGCUAUUCUUUUCAUUUCUUUAUUUUCUCUCACCAUCUACACUUUAGUUAGUCUCCUCUACACUUUGUUCUUCUUUCUCCUCUUUUUCCUUCUUUUGUCUUAAUAUCAUUCUUCUACAUGUGAUUAUUCUCCUUUUUCUUCAUGCUUUUUCAAUGUUCUCUCACCAUCUACACUUUCGUUACCAUCUCCUCCACACUUCACUCACCCACCCACUCACUCACUCACUCACUCACUCACUCACUCACUCACUCACUCAGCACUUCCUACAGCCGAUCAGUUUCUCAAGCUACAUUCUGCAAAUCUCUAUCUACCAAUUCACCUAAUAAUAAUUGCAUCACUCACAAAUCCAGCUUGAGAAAUUGAUCUUAUAUAAAAUAAUACAAAGCACUUUUACAUGACAAUUUCUAUAGUUUUGCACAUUUGAUUACACUUUUCCCCUAUUCCUUGAUUUCCCCUUGCCCUUUCUUCUUUCCUCCAUCCCUCCCCUUCUGUUCUCUGCCUACUAACUAUUUUUUUUUUUCUCUCUCUCUCCCCUUCCUCCUCUUUUUUUUUCCCCCUCCCUGCCUAACCUAUCUAAUUUUCUCCCUCUGUGCCUUCCCUCUGUCCUCCCCACUUUCAAUUCUUUCUUUGCUCUCUGAUCUCUACCCCCUCUACAUCUAUCUCCCAUCCCCACUAUCUCAAAUCCUAACCUAUCCUACUACAAUCUUAUCCCAAACACCCCUAAUCCAGUGUUCUCCUACUACAAAUUCCGAGUUCUCUUUCUCUAUACAGGGACUGCCACAUGUAGGCCUGAUGGCUUCCUGCAGCUUCUCUUGUAUUCUUAUGUUAUGUUUACUCUACCUUACCACCACUACUAGUAUUAAUAGCUAAGCAUUCACGAGCCUCACCUUGUGUUUCCUCAGCACCAAAGAAUAAUUCCGUCCAGUAACUAUUCUAGUCCAAGGAGUGAUAUAUUUAUAUGUACACGAUAUUAAAUUAAAAUUGAUAUGAAAAG
Scylla paramamosain (green mud crab) is the source of this 7443-nucleotide messenger RNA. RefSeq names its product intraflagellar transport protein 172 homolog (gene Oseg2). Gene Ontology annotation, cellular component: ciliary basal body; axoneme; intraciliary transport particle B. Gene Ontology annotation, molecular function: protein binding. Gene Ontology annotation, biological process: intraciliary transport. NCBI's taxonomy places the organism in Eukaryota, Metazoa, Arthropoda, Malacostraca, Decapoda, Portunidae. The record is from RefSeq and is a predicted model, not a curated record.